Dinoponera quadriceps is the source of this 2148-nucleotide messenger RNA. Its product is annotated as lipoyltransferase 1, mitochondrial-like. The transcript is spliced from 5 exons. Gene Ontology annotation, molecular function: lipoyltransferase activity. Gene Ontology annotation, biological process: protein lipoylation. The coding region runs from base 530 to 1729 and encodes 399 amino acids. The record is from RefSeq and is a predicted model, not a curated record. Gene Ontology annotation, cellular component: mitochondrion; cytoplasm. NCBI's taxonomy places the organism in Eukaryota, Metazoa, Arthropoda, Insecta, Hymenoptera, Formicidae.
UUCGAACGGGAGACCUUGUUGAAAGGGAGAAUUAGGCCUUAUAUAAGGAAAAAAAAGACAGUCACCCAUCUUCUUACCUUAUCUAAUGCUAUCAGUCGCUGCGAGAAGACUGGCUUGAAAGGCUCAUGAAACCACAGCACACCAUGCUUCACCGGCGCGUGCGCAGAAACAGUAGAAUAUGGAUCCGGUCGAAUCCGACCCAAUCUUUAGUCUUUUCUUUUUAGCUGAACUGACUGUAUUAGAGUUCAAGAAACUUACGCACACUGAGGCAUGAGAAUUUCGUUGCACGCUUCACGCGCUUCAACGUGUAUGUACAUUUCUUAACUAGUGCAACCAUAUCAGCUAAAAAGAACAGGCCACUUGUUGGACGAGGAUUAACCAAGAUGCAUCGGUUUUAAUUGAAGUUUUUCGCGAGAUUUUUCGAGUUGAGAAAGCCUUGACAGUCUAGAAAUAUUGACCACAUAGUCCAACACAGGCCGCUCGAUUACUUAGAACAUAGAACAGAAGACUCUUUCCUUCUUCGCACGCGAUGCCUCUAUUUGACAGACUGGUUGUCACAGCCAAGAGCCGAGUAAUCCAUGGUAGAACUCGGCAGGCCUCCAGGUGUGUGUCGACCAUCGUCAAGAACAACGCUGACAGUGGUGUUUCUUCUGAGCCACCAAUCAGAAAGUCAGUAUUUGUAUCGCAAUCCACGGACGUGUUUACCAAUCUGGCCUGGGAGGACUGGUUGUAUCGCCAUUACGACUUCACCAACCAUCACGUCCUACUCUUGUGGAGGAACGAUCCCUGCGUGGUGUACGGCCGACAUCAGAAUCCAUGGAAAGAAUGCAACGUCCAGACAGCUAAAAGGAGAGGAAUAACGUUGGUGCGCCGAAACAGCGGCGGCGGUACCGUUUAUCAUGACAACGGCAAUCUCAAUUUGUCCUUCUUCACACCGCGAGCGAGAUACAAUCGAAAGUAUAAUCUGCACAUUAUUACGAGGGCCCUGUUUCGCGAGUGGCGCUUGGAGAGCGUGGUCAAUAAGCGCGACGACAUCGUCGUCGAGGGAAAUUACAAGGUAUCUGGAACAGCUGCAAAAUUAGGACGACCGAAUGCUUAUCACCAUUGCACGCUGUUGGUCGGCGUUGAUAAGAACAGCCUGAGGUUGGCUCUUGAGAGAAAAGAGGACGAUAUCGUUACGAACGCGACGAUUUCUAUACGUUCGCCAAUAAAGAAUCUGAUCGACGUGAACGCGGAUAUCGAGAUGGAUAAACUCAUAACCGUUAUCGGCGAGGAAUAUCUACGUACGAAAGCUCUGGUUCUUGAAGAUGAAGAACGUGAAUUGUCCCAACAGGAAAUGGAACUCCAGUUUAUCGAUCCAACCGAACGUUUAUACACUGGCUUGGAUAAGCUGACAAGCGAGUUUCGCUCCUGGGAUUGGAAUUUCGGCAGGACGCCGAAAUUUACAGUGACCCGAACAUUAGAAGCUACCGGCCACGACGGUAAAGUGCAACGUCUGAAUUUCAACGUGGAGGUGCAGAAUGGCGUCGUGGAGGAAGUCAAGAUGAACCCGCCCGGCGGAUCAACGAUGGUAGACUUCGGCGAAGAUGUGAGCGUGAUUGCGGCCAAUUUCUGCGGCGCAAAAUACAGCCACGAAAUAAUAGAAAAUAUAAUCGCUGCGAUUAGUUGUAAGGCCAUCGCGCCAAGGACUCGAAUCGAGGACGAAAGCAACGUGAUUGUCACUCAAUAAUAGGAAAAUUGUAGCUGUUUUAAGUAAUUUUAUUUGUCCCAACGAAAAUAAUGAAUUAAAACGAGCACGAGGCCACAAUCCUCAAUAUGCUUAACAUAUAGUGAUAUUGUAGGCAUGAUUCAACGUGAAUAAUCGUUAUCGGUUUUCCAGAUAACUACGUAUAUAUGUAUAUAUUAUGUAUAUAUUAUGUGUACAUAGUAACUCAUAUGUUGCAUAUCGUGAUGCGCAACAGAAAGAAUAUUAAUAGUUCGGCACAGUUGAUUAAACAAGGAAAGCUUCGUCACUAGUUGACUGUCACGCUCCGACAAUUUUGACCAAUGACAAAAGUGUCGAAAGAAAAGGGCAGGGAGGGGGAAAGAGAGAGAGAGAGAGAGAGAGAGAGAGAGAGACAAUAAAGAAAAGCUUCGUCCAUCAAGAAU